Messenger RNA from Tachyglossus aculeatus (Australian echidna), 619 nucleotides. It is a transcript of the gene DCTD, whose product is annotated as dCMP deaminase. NCBI's taxonomy places the organism in Eukaryota, Metazoa, Chordata, Mammalia, Monotremata, Tachyglossidae. Gene Ontology annotation, cellular component: cytoplasm. Gene Ontology annotation, molecular function: dCMP deaminase activity; zinc ion binding. The transcript is spliced from 6 exons. Gene Ontology annotation, biological process: dTMP biosynthetic process; dUMP biosynthetic process. The record is from RefSeq and is a predicted model, not a curated record. Bases 19 to 594 code for a protein of 191 amino acids.
CCCCGGAGAUCGGGCACGAUGAGCGCCGCCGCCCCGCCCCCACGGGAUGGCAGCGAGCGGCCCUGUAGGAAGCGUGACGACUAUUUGGAGUGGCCCGAGUAUUUCAUGGCCGUCGCCUUCUUAUCGGCCCAGAGGAGCAAGGACCCAAACUCCCAGGUGGGCGCCUGCAUCGUGAACGCGGAAAACAAGAUCGUCGGGAUCGGCUACAACGGGAUGCCCAACGGCUGCAGCGACGACCUGCUGCCCUGGAGGAGGGUCGCGGACAGCCCGCUGGACACCAAAUACCCCUACGUGUGCCACGCCGAGCUGAACGCCAUCAUGAACAAGAACUCCACCGACGUGAAAGGCUGCUCCAUGUACGUCGCCCUGUUCCCGUGCAACGAGUGUGCCAAGCUGAUCAUCCAGGCAGGGAUAAAAGACGUCAUCUACAUGUCGGACAAGUAUCACGACAGCGAGGAGGCGACGGCCGCCAGGCGCUUGUUCGAUUUAGCCGGGAUCGAAUACAGGAAAUUCACCCCCAAGUGCAACCAGAUCGUGAUUGACUUCGAUUCGAUUGGCAGGCGGGCCGGCCAGAAGCCGCAGAAGAUUGAAUAAUAAAUAUGAUUGAUUGAUUGAUUGU